This is a messenger RNA of Prinia subflava (tawny-flanked prinia), 324 nucleotides long. RefSeq names its product aquaporin-10-like. Gene Ontology annotation, molecular function: glycerol channel activity; water channel activity; urea transmembrane transporter activity. Gene Ontology annotation, biological process: water transport; glycerol transmembrane transport. Bases 1 to 324 code for a protein of 107 amino acids. The record is from RefSeq and is a predicted model, not a curated record. Gene Ontology annotation, cellular component: basolateral plasma membrane; plasma membrane. The transcript has 2 exons. NCBI's taxonomy places the organism in Eukaryota, Metazoa, Chordata, Aves, Passeriformes, Cisticolidae.
AUGAACCCAGCGUUUUCCUUUGCCAUGUGCCUGAUAGAGCAGUUUCCCUGGUGGAAGUUUCCUAUCUUUGUGGUUGUGCAGACCUUGGGAUCUUUCAUAUCUGCUGGAGCUGUUUACAUCCUCUACUAUGAUGCCAUCUGGCACUACAGCAACGGGACCCUUACUGUCUCUGGCCCCCGAGAAACUGCCUCCAUCUUUGCCACUUACCCGGCUGACUACGUGUCCAUCGCCAAUGGCUUCUUGGACCAGGUGGGUGCCACUGUCAGCUCCCCCAGCCUCCUCAGUCCCCAUGGUGCUGAGCUGCUGCGUUGUCCUUGCAGGUGA